This is a messenger RNA of Fusarium venenatum, 1302 nucleotides long. RefSeq lists its product as uncharacterized. Lineage: Eukaryota; Fungi; Ascomycota; Sordariomycetes; Hypocreales; Nectriaceae. The record is from RefSeq and is a predicted model, not a curated record.
AUGGGUCACAACUCUACUACCUCUGGCUUGGCCCAAGUGCCUGCCAAAGCUCCCGCGCCCGCCAACGGCACCUCUACCUCGUCGGCUGGCGAUGCCUCUUCUGGAUACGAGUCCAGCGUGUCUUCUUUCGAGAACACAUGCAACAAAAACCGUAGCCUGAAGUGCACCAAGGCCUGUUGCAAAGGCAAGACCAAGACUAAAGACCGCCGCGUCAAGAUCGUAACGUCCAGCGACGUUGAAUCCUCCGAAAAUGCAGAGGAUGCCAAGUCAGCUGAAGAUGAAACCACUGACGUCGCCUCUACCGACCUCGAGACUGCGGUCAAGUACACCAAACCUUCUAUUGAAGACCCUAACUGGUCUAUUUCUGAAGACUAUCGCCUCCGAGCUAUGAAGGAGGCGGGUGAGUCUUGGAAAUUUAUCACAGAUUCUCUUUGCAAAUCGAAGAAUGAUGUUCGAGCUCGCUGGAAGAUCCUUCAGAGCCAGACCAUCGCUUCAAAGGCCGCAUCUGAGCCCGAGACCGGCGAAGCUACUACUGAGCCCGAGACUGGUGAAGCUACCACUGAGCCUGAAACUGGCGAUGCUUCUACCGAAUCCGUUCGUGCUGCCGCCGAGGUAGCCAGCGGUGACGAAACCACCUCCGGAGCCAAGACCAGUGACCGUGAUGAAGAGUCCGAGGAGUCUAGCGAGGAUGAGGGCGAGAACGAAGACACCGACGACGCUGAUGAGCAAGUCAAAGACACCGAAAAACACUCCAACUCCGUCCCAAACUCAAAGGGCAAAACUCACACCAAGACCAUUGUCAACAACAAGUGGCACCGAGGUACUCGCAACCACAAGGUAGCCAUCGAGAACAAGUGGGCAAAGGCCCGCGCUAAAGCGAAGGCCCAGGACAACGAUGAAUCUCCCAUGGAGUCAGGCCAGGAAGCCUCUGACGGCUUAUCCGAAGUAUCCUCACGCCUCGAAUAUGUCGAUCCGGAGAAACGUGAACAGAUGAAGUAUCUCCAUGACGAGAUCUAUCAGGAGAUGUACCCCGCGGACAUUCACCCUCAGCCAGAUGCAUAUCUGAACGAACGUGACUGCGCCCUGCUUUCAACCAUUGAUAGCAAGUACAAGCGAUCUCGUUGGCUUGAGAUGCAAGCUAAUUUUUAUAAUGUCACUGGUCGGAUGGUGCCACUCGAGGCAAUUCGAGACAGAUGCGAGCGUGCAGAGGCCGAGAAGGAAGCGCGCUCCGAGGCCCGGAAGCUCCAGAGACGCAUCGAGAAAGUGGAAAACUGGAUGGAUGGUCAGUUUAGCCGAGAGUGA